GAAAAUUAUUAACACCGAGUUUUAACCUAAAAACUAAUUAAAUAACAAUCGAAGCACUACAACCACAUUUUUUCAACUGGAAGCAUAAAAUACCCUUUUCAAAGACACCCCACGGCUCCCGCUCAUGUUUCCCUGCCCCCUACAGUUCCCCAGAACUCCCUAGAUUCCCCAAACAUCUCAUGCCCCUCUCGCGAUUCAUCUUCCGCGGUCUGUUUACACUAGUUCUUCAUCGUUGAGUGUUUUUUCGCGUACCCUCAACCCCAAGAUAACUCGCGUCCCUUCAUUAUCUCUAUUUUAGCCACCCAAAACGACCCCGGCCCAUCUAAAAAUCGUGGUCACACCUCUUAGGCACCCGAAAACUGUCUAAACAUCCCAGCAUACCCCAAACAUCCGGAAUUUUCCGCAUCUCAUGAGGAUGGUUUCGUGAAAAUGGGCGCCGAUCGCCCGUGUCUCAGUGAGUGAAUCCAUCCCUCGGUGAUCUCAACUCAGUCCACAAUCUCCGAAAAUGCACCUCAACCUCUGGAAAAUUUCCCUGAUUGUCCCUUUGACAAUCAUAUCCCUGAUAUGUGUUCAAAACGCGGGGACAUCGGGACUGGACAUGACUGACGAGCUGGAGCAUCACGGAAGAUGUGAGCCGAUAACGAUAAAACUGUGCCAGCACCUCCCGUACAACCAGACGAUGAUGCCGAAUCUUCUGAAGCACCAGAAGCAGGACGAAGCAGGUCAGGAAGUGCAUCAGUACGCACCCCUGGUAAAAGUGGACUGCAGUCCAGACCUCAGAUUCUUCCUCUGCCUGAUGUAUGCUCCAGUCUGCACGAUUCUCGAGAAGCCUCUGCCCCCAUGUCGAUCGAUUUGCGAUAGGGCUCGUGCCGGCUGCGAGCGGGUCAUGAAGAACUUCGGCUUCCAGUGGCCAGCGAGCCUCGAUUGCGCAAAAUUACCUGAAUAUGGGGAAGAUCCAGAGGUGCUGUGCGUCGGAAAUAACGAGACCAGUCCAAGGAUCUCCACGACAAUUCAGCCACCUCUGAGGGUGCCACUGCCUGAGUUCCAGCCACCCUGGCACGGUAUCAAGCCCUACGGAGACCUCCUGGGGGCACGUGACCAUGGCUUCGUCUGUCCAAUUCAGUUCAGCGUCCCUGAGGAGCAUGGGUAUUCACUCAAGGUUGGUGGCAAGGUUGCCAGGAACUGUGGAGCUCCCUGUGAUGGAAUGUUCUUCUCAGAGCGACAAAGGACGUUCUCCAGGGCGUGGGUAGGGAUCUGGGCUGCCCUAUGCGCUUGCUCAUGCUUCUUCACAUUCCUGACUUUUCUGAUUGACACCGAUCGGUUCAGAUACCCAGAGAGACCAAUAAUAUUUCUGUCAGUCUGCUACCUGAUGGUGGCUCUGGUGUACGUUGUUGGCUGGGCAUCGGGCAACACGAUAUCUUGCAAAGAACCGUUUCCCCAUCCCCCUGAUGUCCAGGUACAGAUGGUGUCGACAAUAACCCAAGGGACCAAGCAUGAAUGGUGCACAUUAUUGUUUAUGGUUCUAUAUUUCUUUGGCAUGGCAUCUAGUAUUUGGUGGGUCAUACUCACCCUCACCUGGUUUCUCGCCGCCGGGUUGAAAUGGGGUCACGAAGCUAUUGAAGCUAAUUCACAGUAUUUUCAUCUUGCUGCUUGGGCAGCACCUGCAAUUAAAACUGUUACCAUUCUGGCUAUGGGAAAGGUCGAAGGUGACAUCCUCUCAGGCGUCUGUUACGUGGGUCUCUGGAAUGUCGAAGCCCUUCGGGGAUUCGUUCUAGCUCCCCUCUGUGUCUACCUCGUCCUCGGUACAAUAUUCCUCCUCGCUGGCUUCGUCUCUCUGUUUCGCAUUCGUACAGUCAUGAAGCACGAUGGAACCAAGACUGAUAAACUGGAAAAACUCAUGAUUCGCAUAGGAAUAUUCUCAGUUCUCUACACAGUACCAGCUCUCAUUGUCAUUGCCUGUCUCUUUUACGAGCAAGCCUAUUUUGACCAUUGGAUGCUCACUUGGAACAUGGAGAUGUGCUCGAGGCCACUGCCACAGUCACUUUACUCGAUCCCCUGUCCAGUGGGGGAACGCACCAGAGACGUUGGCUAUCGUCCUGAAUUUGAAGUAUUUAUGAUUAAGUACCUCAUGGCCAUGAUCGUGGGCAUCACUAGCAGCUUCUGGGUAUGGUCCAACAAGACUUUGACCACGUGGAGGCAGUUCUUCAAUCACAUACGGGGACGACGUGUCGAGGCUUAUGUGUAGGUUUAUUCAAAAUUAUUCGUAAAUUCAGGGGAUUGUCUCUGGAGAGGAGUCAAUUCUGGAUUCCUCUGGUGUAGGAAAAAAAUGUAGAAUUGUGGAAUUGCUCAGGAAACGGAGCUAUACUCUGAAGGCUUAGAAUUGAAACAAAUAUUCUGAAAUUUUUCAGGUAGAAAAAAAAUUCGUAGUGAAGUGAUAAAACGUAUUAAGUUGACUUGAAGUUGAGUCGAAUUUUUGAGGAAUCUCUCCUAAUCUAAGGGAGAUAGCAGAAUUAUUGUUAUUAGAUUUGUUCUAGCGCUCAAUCCGCUUAACAACACGAUAAUAAUCCAUAUUUUGCUGACUUCCUUAGAUUCCAAUAUAUUCGUCAAAAACGGGACGAUGAUCACAAGUAACUUUUGACGUUUAAUAACAAUUUUUUUAUUUUCUCGCUCUUGCUACUGAAAUACCCUUGAAUUAUUUUGGAGUUCUGGAUUUGUAUCGGAUACAGAUGGAUUAGAAAAUUAAUUUUUCCUGUUCAAUGUGACAAAGUCAUUCCACUUCGUUCAAGAAAUAUAAAGGAUUGAAAGAAGCCGACGAGAUAUUGGCAAAUAAUUUUUUUAAACAAAGUUCCUUGAGUUGCAAGAAAGGUUUGGGGUGUGUGGAAUUUCGUUCGGAAUUUCUUCCCGACUGGAGACGAUGGAGGAACGAUACCUCGUGCUCUCUAAGUUAUUUCAAGAAUGAAAAAUUAUUUUUUUAGAAUCUCAGUAGAACGGUAUGGGAUAAAGCAUUGAAGGAAAAUUCGUGAUUUUUAAAUAUUGAAUAUACAAUUGUAUUAUUUAAUGACGCUCACUGGUCCAAUUUCAUAACUCAAAAACUUAAAUUGUACAACUAACUACACGUGUUCAAAAUUUAUGCAUAAUUUUAAUACGUCCGCAGUAAAAAAAAUGUUCCUCAUUUUUUUGUCAAUUUUACACAGCUAUUGUAACGAGUAGUUUUUAAUUUUUUAACUAAGUAACUAGAGAAAUACUCGCAAGAAGACUUUCAGUGGAGACUAGACACGUCUAUUAGCUGGGCAUGUCAGUAAUAAUACGACUUUUUAUGAAUUUUUAAAAUGCAUAAUACCUCGAGUGUCAUACUCCACUUGCAGUUGGUAAUACGGAGAUAAUUUUUUGACUACUUGAGGUAGUUGACGAAACACUGUACAUAAACGCUUUAGUAUUGCUAUGUAUUAUAAUAAUUUUUAAGCGUCAUGCAUGUAAAUAAUAACAAUCUGCCAUUUGACGUUGUGAGGAUUGUCCUGGCACUUCACUGAGAUUUAAUUUGUCGUUUAGGAUAAUUAAUGUUACAGAAAGGGAAUGUCUAUUAAUUGCAGGAUUGGAAAGGUAUUGUGAUGAUUGGGGAGUUAUUUUAAAUAAAUAAUUUCCCAGACACUGCACAAUCCAAAAAAUCCAAAUCCACUUCUAAAUUAAUUUCCCAUUGCUCAGUAAAUUUCUAUUUUUUCCUCUAAUAAAUUUUUUAAACAAUUCUCGUUAGUUCACAAAAAUCGCAAUUCGUCCAUUGAAACCAUGUCGAGCUUCUUUGGUGUAUCUUGUAAGUUAACUCGUCUAACAGAGUCUGAAGAUUAUAUUCUAAUCAAAAUUAAUGAGUUGAUACUAUCACCAUCAAAGUGGUGAGAAAGAGAUGAGAUGAGCUGACAUCUCAGUCGAGUUUUUCGACAGUAUCCCCCCAUUUAAAAGACAUAGCGCAAUGUCCAUCAGUGCAUUUGUUGUAGAGUUCAAUUGGCUCGACAAAAAAAUUUAUAAUCGACAUUCCGAGAUAUUCAUCAAAAAAUUGAUGAACCGUUAAAAGCAACUCAUCUCUAUGCACCACUUUGCUACUGAUAUUACAAAUAUAUUGUACGAACAAUUUAAUAAAUAUGUGAAAAGUGUGCGUGUUCAUGUUGCUGCACACGCAGAAUGUCGUAUGUUAAACGUGAAACUGUAAAAUUAUAAGCAUUAUAUUCUUUAUAUAAUAAAAAUUCAGUACACAAUGAGUAAAAAAA
Diachasmimorpha longicaudata is the source of this 4259-nucleotide messenger RNA. RefSeq names its product frizzled-2 (gene fz). The transcript has 4 exons. Gene Ontology annotation, biological process: non-canonical Wnt signaling pathway; canonical Wnt signaling pathway. The record is from RefSeq and is a predicted model, not a curated record. Gene Ontology annotation, cellular component: plasma membrane. NCBI's taxonomy places the organism in Eukaryota, Metazoa, Arthropoda, Insecta, Hymenoptera, Braconidae. Gene Ontology annotation, molecular function: Wnt receptor activity; Wnt-protein binding. The coding region runs from base 506 to 2245 and encodes 579 amino acids.